Messenger RNA from Mobula hypostoma (lesser devil ray), 1108 nucleotides. RefSeq names its product immunoglobulin J chain-like. Gene Ontology annotation, molecular function: immunoglobulin receptor binding. Lineage: Eukaryota; Metazoa; Chordata; Chondrichthyes; Myliobatiformes; Myliobatidae. Gene Ontology annotation, biological process: humoral immune response. The coding region runs from base 74 to 601 and encodes 175 amino acids. The transcript has 4 exons. Gene Ontology annotation, cellular component: pentameric IgM immunoglobulin complex. The record is from RefSeq and is a predicted model, not a curated record.
CUGAAGCUCACAAAUCAGUCUAGGUGAGCACCAAGGGCACAAGAGGAGGAUCGAGGAAGCUGACACUCCAGCUAUGAAGAACAAGCAAAUGCUGAGACCUUUUGCAGCAAUUCUCCUUUUCACUGUUCUUGUAACAGCCAAUGCUGAAAGCCAUCUUCUAGUUAAAUCAAAAUGUAAGUGCCUGACUGUGACAUCCAAAACAGUUGUUACCAAAUUGCCUACUGGUGAACGUGUGGAGCAGCUUAUGAGAGAUAUAAGAAUUAUCGUUCCUAUGAGGAGCAGAGUGAACAUGUCAGAUCCAACUUCCCCUAUUCGGACGAAGUUCGUCUACAAGAUUUCUGAUUUCUGCAAGAACUGCAACCAAGAACGAACCUUGCCUGGAGAACCCGAGUGCAAGCCCCCACCUCCUUCUGCAGAUACCUGUUACAGCCGUCCCAGCACAUGCCUGCACCAAACAAUCGACAUGGGAAAUGGCAUAAAAAUGGACGCUAUUCAGAAUCCUGAGUGUCUCAACUAUAAACCAAAACACUGGAUCCCAAAGCCUACACUGACUCCUAUUGAAACUACACGAGAUUUUGAUUCCAUGUCAGAUGCUCCUUAGGUUGUUCUUCAAAGAACUGCAUUUAAUUCUUCAGAGAAUGUCAUUAGUACAUUUUCUACUUUGACAUUGUCACUUUUGCUUUUUGUCAUCCCUAAACAGAUCAUAAAAUGCUUCAUAGCUUCAAAGCAUGUUUUGUGCAAAUCCUUUUCUUUACAUUACAGCAUCGUGUGCAAUAUGCCAAUUUGCUUCUCUCUUUUGGGGACAAACAAAAUUAAGCCAAUGGAUAAAUCUGGCAGACUACCACUUAAUAAGUUUUGUACAAAAAGGAAUUGCAGAAGUAUAUGAAUAUCUAGCACUGAAUUCUGUGGUCAGCAUGCAGCAAUAACAAUAACUAUUCUAGGAAAUCAAAGGCAGAUGAUGUCUUUAGCAGUCUGACCACAUUCAAUAAUUCUUGUAGGCAACAAAAAAGUGGUGCACUUUUUGAGAAAUAUUUCAAACUAAACACAGAGCAAAGCUACAUUAUUACAUAAGCAUAGUAUAGGUGAAGUUUAAUAAACAUUUUUAAAA